AUGAAACAAUCUGAAAAUCCCUCUGAAGAAGUUGUUCCUUUACAUCCCGGAAAUCCCCUUCCAUCUGCAGAUGAUGAUUCCAAGAGACGUCUUUGGCGAAGUCUACGAAACAGGGCUAAUGAUUUGGAAGAUCUUUUGAUCCUAUUCGCCACGUUGUACGCCAUGAUCGUCGGUCUCACGUCCCUUGGGUACUCCGUAAAUUCUAUGAUGGACGGACCUAAUGAUUACACGGCAUAUUAUAUUGCUCUUAUUCCUUCAAUAAUCUGCGGACUCUACCACUUGAUUCCAGUAUAUAUAUAUACUCAACCUAUCGUCGUCGAAAUAGAGGUUGAUUCAAUUCCUAUGGAAGAUUUGCCAAGAACGCAUGAUCCAAAAUAA
Messenger RNA from Schizosaccharomyces octosporus yFS286, 378 nucleotides. RefSeq lists its product as uncharacterized. The transcript has a single exon. Bases 1 to 378 code for a protein of 125 amino acids. Lineage: Eukaryota; Fungi; Ascomycota; Schizosaccharomycetes; Schizosaccharomycetales; Schizosaccharomycetaceae. The record is from RefSeq and is a predicted model, not a curated record.